This is a messenger RNA of Micropterus dolomieu (smallmouth bass), 3003 nucleotides long. RefSeq names its product trafficking protein particle complex subunit 6B, like (gene trappc6bl). NCBI's taxonomy places the organism in Eukaryota, Metazoa, Chordata, Actinopteri, Centrarchiformes, Centrarchidae. The record is from RefSeq and is a predicted model, not a curated record. Gene Ontology annotation, cellular component: trans-Golgi network; TRAPP complex; cis-Golgi network. Gene Ontology annotation, biological process: regulation of GTPase activity; endoplasmic reticulum to Golgi vesicle-mediated transport. The coding region runs from base 253 to 744 and encodes 163 amino acids. The transcript has 7 exons.
CUCUGGUCCAUUUGUUUGUAAUUGCUACCGGCCUACACCGACAUUACUCCAUGGUGCGGGGUUUACCAUCACAAUAGGUUAAAUUACUGGAUGUUUGAUUUCCUUGCAUGCCCUUAGUGGUCGUAGAGCAUGUAAUACGCCAACCCCGGGUGCUUUCCCGCGUCAUUUCAGGGAUUAACUCCCGCUAUUUCCGCCUCGUGAACACCACGAGUACCCCGGCAUUAAUAUCGAGUGCAACCCCGGAAAGCAGGAAUGGCAGACGAAUCUCUGUUUGACUUCCUCCAUAUGGAGAUCGUGUCACAUAUUUACAAGGAGCAGCAGUCCAGUAAAGGAGAGAUGGACAACAAGGACAGAGCUGCCUGUGUUUCUGUCCUUGAAAGCAUGGGCUUCAGGGUGGGACAAGGACUCAUCGAGAGGUUGGCCAGGGAUUCUCCCAGCUUCAAGGAUGAACUGGAUGUGAUGAAGUUCAUCUGUAAAGACUUCUGGACAAAGGUGUUCAGGAGGCAGAUCGACAACCUCAGAACAAACCAUCAGGGCACCUAUGUUCUGCAGGACAACAAGUUUUCUCUGCUGACUCAGCUCUCCUGUGGAAAACAGUACCUGGAUCAGGCUCCUAAGUACCUCGCUUUUUCGUGUGGCGUGGUGAGAGGAGCGCUGUCUAACCUAGGUCUGGACAGCGUGGUGACAGCUGAGGUCUCUGUUAUGCCAUCCUGCAAGUUCCAGGUGGUUAUCCAGAAGUUGUGACCUGCUCAUCUCCACUGCCCUGGUACUGAUAACAGGGCCCUGUGGGUUUCUGUUGAUCCUAAAGAGAGGAUAGAAGUUCCUGUGAGCAGUCCAACCGCAAAGGGAAUCAAACGCCAUCCUGAUUUCCACAACUGGGAUAAACAUGACUAGUGACUAGCCACGUUCUGCUCACAGCCAGGUACCUCUCACAGAGCAACAUGGGUUAGCCAGGGCUGACCUUUUACCUGUGGUACUCUAUAUAGAACAAUACAUGUUUUGUUCCUUUUGCAUCUUGGUUUUGAUAGAGGUUAUUUCCCAUCUGAGUGAAAUUAUGUAUGAUGUUCUCAACUUUAGGUUUCACUAAAUAAGUGGAGCCUGGCCCUGCCUGAGCCCACUUGGCUGAGCUUUGAAAAUAAAUAGCGAGUGUCAGUGGCUGUGAAUACAAAAAUGUGAAUGUAUAGUGAAUCACAAGGUUGUUCUUUGUAAUGUGUUGCAAUGUCGAGUGCCCAAAUAAAAAGAACUGAGUGCAUACUAUUAAAUAAUUGAAAAUGAAACAACCAGCAGAAUCUAGGAUAAGAUAUCAUUUUGGAUGAUAUUUUAGGACUGCCAACUGCCAUACUAUCUCUUGUAGCAUCCCUCCAAAUAACAGAUAGUGAGCCUUUCAAAAUCAUUACACCUGGUACGUCAUUCAUUGUUUAACACUGGUUUCUCUGCACAGAGAAGCUGUGACCAGCUCCUGGUGCUUUGCUCUGCCUUGAAGCAGAUUGCCUUUAGGAGCUGGGAGUUUCAUGUACGGUGGUAGUCAUUUAAAUUUCAGUUCAUUUUAAGGAAAAUGCUAAUCUAGAAUACAGAAGUUUUCGUUUAAUUACGUUAUAUUAUUAGGCGUGAUAACAGUUUCAGGGCCUCGUUUUUCUACAGAAUUGAAGGCUGAAUAGCAUCUACGGUACUUAUUUAGUUAGCAUCACUCUGUUCCACUGAAGUGAUAUCAUUGACAUCACAUUUCAGAACUGACCUUUGGACAGCAUUGGUAUGUAAAUGUUUAGUAGUGAGAUUUUCCUAGCAUACAGUAAGCUGCAAAUGUGACUGAAUCACUUUGUAAAGUUUUCAAAUCAUUUCACAUGGAUUUCUGGGUUACAUUUGUUAAUGGCACCUUGCUUUGUAUAAAAGUGUCCUCAAACAUGAGUCUUAAAUCAGCUGCGAGGCCAUAAGAAUGUGCAGUUUGUUUUAUUAUAUCUUCUGUAAACAUUUUCUCUAAAUGGAACCAUAAUGUUGUGAGAGGAGCACCUCAAGGCCCGUUCAACAAGAAACGCAUAUCAUCACAUUGAUACAGUGAUAAAGAAAUGAAUCUGUCUGGUAGAUGCUGUUACCUCUUUUUGCCACUAGAGGGACACAUAAAGCUGUCUCUAUUUUCAUGUUACCAAUUUACUGAUUUACCAUGUAGGCAAGUUAUGUCCAGAGUCUCCUACUAUUUUCUACCUUGUUCUCUCAAAUCUCUAGUUUAUCUUUUUGAUAUACUCCCAGUGUUUGUCUGGAUCAUCAGUUUCUUCUAGUAAUUCUUCAAAUGCUUUGUUGUUAUUACAAUUCAUAUGUGAUAAAACAAGAUGUGUACAUACCCCUUUCACAAAAAUAAUCAAAACUCUAUUUUCAUUUUAUUGACGUCAAAAAAAGAAUUAAGGUCAUGUCGUAACAUGACAAAUUAUGCCAAGAAUUUAAGACUUGUCCACAUUUAUUCAAUGCACCUUCAAGAGAACUGUUUAGUUAUGAUAGUUAUGUAAAUUGUGGUGUAAUCUUAACUUUUUGCUCUUUUAUUACUCCUCUGCGUUUCACAUUUCACUGUGCAACAGCAGGCCCCUUCCCCAUAACCUCUGCUUAAGUUAUUAAUAUUUCUUUCAUGUUGUUUAUCCAUAUCAUGAGGCUAGUAUUAAGAGCUUCUACUGUAUGCGAGUGUGCUGUACUUGUCAGAUAUUCAGUAUCAAAGUUUUCUGUCCCAGCAGGCCAAACUGUAACUUCAGUUUUGAAGAAAACCAUGGUUAAUCUGAGAACAAGUUUACCAAGUUUCAGUAAAAUCCAGAUAAGUCAGAUUAGGUACAAUAAUUUACACUUUAGAUAUUAACCCUCUGGAUUUUCCUUAUAGUUGACAUUACUUCAAAAGUUGUUGGAUUAUGGUGCUCUCUCUGCUUUUUAUUUUUGUCUCUGCUCUAAUAAAGUACCCCCGACGGUGUUCCAGUAUUCCACUGCCAUCAAUGUAAUAGUUUCACACAAUAAAGGUCAUUCCAUGUA